Saccharomyces mikatae IFO 1815 is the source of this 1308-nucleotide messenger RNA. RefSeq names its product CCR4-NOT core DEDD family RNase subunit POP2 (gene POP2). The record is from RefSeq and is a predicted model, not a curated record. The coding region runs from base 1 to 1308 and encodes 435 amino acids. Lineage: Eukaryota; Fungi; Ascomycota; Saccharomycetes; Saccharomycetales; Saccharomycetaceae. The transcript has a single exon. Gene Ontology annotation, cellular component: CCR4-NOT complex; P-body; CCR4-NOT core complex. Gene Ontology annotation, molecular function: nucleic acid binding; poly(A)-specific ribonuclease activity.
AUGCAAUCUAUGAAUGUACAGCCGAGGAUACUUGCUGUGGGAGGUGAGCAGUUUUUCUCUCAGAGGCAGGCUUCUGAACAGCACCAGCAACAAAAUAUGGGACCUCAGGUGUAUUCGCCACAGGUUAAUAGAGCAAGAAUGUUUCCUCAAGGGAUGCCUGUUAAUACGAUGAAUGGCUCUGUGAAUCAGGAGAUGAACAAUGCCUACCUUUUGAAGCAGAAGGGCGACCCGCUGUUAAACCAGCAGCAGCAGCAACAGCAGCCAUUUACGAUAGGAACACCCGUUUCAGUGACUAGUUUGCCUCCGGGCUUAAACGUUCUACAGCAGCAGCAACAGCAGCAACAACAGCAACAACAGCAACAGCAACAACAGCAGCAGCAACAGGGGGUGGGCCUUAAUCGUUCCUUGGCUUCUCAACUACCCAAGCACUUAACUAAUCAAAAUAUGCCACCGAUUUUUUUACCACCGCCAAAUUACCUUUUCGUUCGUGAUGUCUGGAAGUCCAACCUUUACAGUGAAUUUGCUGUUAUUAGACAACUGAUCUCCCAGUAUAACCACGUGUCAAUAAGCACCGAGUUCGUGGGGACUUUGGCCCGGCCAAUCGGUACUUUCAGGUCGAAGGUCGAUUACCACUAUCAGACAAUGAGGGCCAACGUAGACUUCUUAAACCCAAUACAGCUCGGGCUUUCUUUGAGUGAUGCCAGCGGUAACAAGCCUGACAAUGGUCCGUCGACCUGGCAAUUCAAUUUUGUAUUUGACCCAAAAAAGGAAAUCAUGUCUACAGAAUCACUAGACUUACUCAGAAAAUCAGGCAUCAAUUUCGAAAAACACGAGAAUUCAGGUAUCGACGUAUUUGAGUUUUCACAACUGCUGAUGGACUCUGGCUUAAUGAUGGAUGAUUCUGUUACCUGGGUCACAUACCACGCUGCUUAUGACCUAGGCUUCCUUAUCAGUAUCCUAAUGAAUGACGCCAUGCCCAACAAUAAGGAGGAUUUUGAAUGGUGGGUCCACCAGUACAUGCCCAAUUUUUACGACUUGAACCUAGUGUACAAAAUAAUUCAGGAAUUUAAGAACCCUCAAUUGCAGCAAUCUUCACAACAACAGCAGCAGCAGCAGUAUUCACUGACUACACUAGCUGAUGAGUUGGGCUUACCAAGAUUCUCCAUUUUUACUACCACAGGCGGACAGAGUCUAUUAAUGCUUUUAUCCUUCUGCCAAUUGAGCAAAUUGUCCAUGCAUAAGUUCCCAAACGGUACGGAUUUCGCCAAGUACCAAGGUGUCAUAUAUGGUAUUGACGGGGACCAAUGA